AACAGUAAACCUGUGAGGUACAGUUUUGACUGACAGAGGCGAUCUUUUCACACAGGACAUCAUCGCAGAGAGAAGGGUCCCACAGAUUUCCAAAGAUGGCGGAACAUAAUUGUCCACGUAUAGCUGUGAUCAUCGUCACAGUCUUUGUGUACAUCGUCAUGAUAGCCUUUAAUGCUUUAUCUGGAGCUGGCGGACAAGCGCUGGGGAUAUUCAACAGCACUGUCGGUGACGUCUCCGAUAUUUUCUAUCUCGAGGUGACUCCCGCGGGCUGGACGUUCAGUAUCUGGGGCUUCAUAUACACAUGGCAGGCCCUCUGGCUCAUCUACGCCCUCACCACCAUCUGUCGUAAAACUAAAUCUGGAACCUACAUCUACCAACUUCCGGUUCUUCCUCCAAUAAUAUAUGUAUUGUACAUUUUCAAUAACAUUUGCCUUGUCUCGUGGUUGUUUGUCUGGGAUAGGAAAGAACUUAUUUGGGCUUUAGUUACAAUUGCCUUACUUCCUAUCACUCUCGCUAUAGCCCUCUUCUUUUCGUUCCGAAGGCUGUAUCACAACCUCGAAGAACUUACAGAAGAUGAGGCUGUCCGAGACAUCUGGCUCAUACGUUUCUUGGUACAAAAUGGCAUGGCUUUCUUUGGUGCAUGGGUAACCAUAGCUACACUACUGAACGCUGCCAUGGUGAUGACCUACAGAGGUAACCUUACGAAUGAAGAUGCUUGCACAACUGCCUUGGGUAUUUUGUCCUGCAUCAUUGUCACAUGGUUUCUCCUUGACAAUACAAUACUGGACCGAUAUGUACGGUACACUUUCAGCCCCUACAUUACACUUACUAUUGGACUCAGUGGUGCCGUCGCUAAGAAUUAUGACAUUCAACUUCAUUAUAGAAAUUCCAUCUUUUUGUUGACUCUUCUUGUUGUCGCUGCGGUGAUGCUUAUUACCAAAUUCCAUAUCAUGAUAUUUCGCCAUUUUCGGAAGCCUAUUUCUUCUAAAAUGCAAUAUAACAUGAAUGCUGAAAUUUAAGUAGUCACUCUGUUUAUUUUUUUCUUGUCAUUUUGAAGUAAAUUGAGAACAGAUAUUUAUCGUCUGUUCUGUGUAAGGAACAUGGAUUUCUAAAAUUACCGUUAAGUGGCUUGCCCCAAGAUCGGUCAGUCUCUCAGCUUCCUGAGAAACUCAAACCGCCAUGGUAGGUAGUCUCACCACACACCUCAGAUCUCCACCUUGUUAUGAAUAUCUAGGCCAACGCUCUAUCAACCCAGCUGUUGUAGCCUCAAAGAUAUUUUUGUAUGAUAAUUAUUACUUUAUUGUCGACUACUUGACGACAUGUCCUUAGGAACAAAGAACAUGUGAUGGUUGAUGGUUAAUGUUAUGUAAAACAUACCUUAAGGAGCACUAAAUGUGUACCAGGUAAAGAAUCAGUCAUCGGACCACUGUAUAUUUUGUAUAUGACGUUUUUAACUCUUUUAGUUUAGCUAUAUUCGUCUUUGUACGGAAGCCGGUUCGUGCAAGUAUUUUUUCUCGUAAUUACGACUUAAUUAUCUCGUAAUUACGACUUAAUUAUCUUGUAAGUACGACUUAGGUAUCUCAUUUUUUCGACCUCACUAUGACGUAACUAAGUCUUAAUUACGAGAUAAAAAAAAUACUUCAAGUGGCACUUACUGGCUUCCGUAAUUUAGUGAGCCACAGUAUUUUUAUUCGAAAACAAAGAUACAACUUGUGCGAGAUAUACUUAAAGUACAUCUUGACGCAUUGGGUAGUAGGGCAUUAUUAUCAAUGACUAGAAGCUUCAGCUGUUAAUCCAAGAUGGAAGGAUAAUUUGCUGAUAUUACAAGUAUGAAUGUCAUCUGAAAGCCGUAUAUUAUUUAUAUAUCAGUUUCAUAAAUAUCUUUUAUGCCAUGUGAAAUUUGAACCUAGGCGUUUAACACGAUAGAUUAUGUAACGUUUAUGUGCAUUUCGUUGGAUAAAAUAUUGAGAUUCAGAUGUGUUGACCUUUACGUUUGUUUGGUGUCAGAUAUGAUGACGUGAAUAAUGUAACUUUGGUAUGGUCAUGUAAAUGCCGGUUGGAAAUUGAUAUUUGAUGAUAACAGCUAGACCUCUGUAUCAAACUUAUAAGGUAUCAAUAUGGUAUCCUAGAUCACUACAUCAUCGUUACCUAUUUCCCGAUGGGAUUUGUGCAUUAAUGCUAACUGAGUUAAUGAAUGUAAAAGUUUGGUGACUUCUUCAUUUUUCAACGUUUUGCGAAAUAUGUAUUAUUUCAUCAAAUUUCUUAACCGACAUUUUUUCCCAUAGUUUUUUUUUAUUAUUGUUAUAAUUUUCAAUCGGAUGAUUCCAAAUCUUGUACCCAGCUUCAUUUCGGUUUUGUCAAGGGCAGUAAUACAAGCGAGAUUUCAAUAUACUCACAUUUUUAGAGAGUUACUAUUCAUACCGGAGAAAAUACUGCUAUUUGAUUUCAUUUUGCUUUUAGAUUCAAUUCAAAUGUUUGUUAGAGUGACAAGCUUCAGAAUAAAAAAAAAUAAACACUGUUUAUGUGUAAAAUUUCAUAUACAUCUCUCUUCUCAGUUAGUGUCAGUGAAGUUUAUUUAAUUAUAUGAAUCUCCAGUUUGUAUAACAUGCAGUUGACACUUGCCACAUAUAGUUUUGCUGUUUUCAGCAAUGACGGAAAACAGCUGUAUUUUAGCACGUGUGGUAAUUCGAUAGAAUUACUCUCUGAAUUUACUUAAAAAUUACGUUAAAAAUAUGAAUUAUUUAUAAAAAAAGGCGUUAUUAUAUGUUGUAAUUAACACUUUUAUUUAGGAAAAUUCAUAAAAUCGUUGUCAUAUCCGUUGAAGUUUGUCUUCCUUCUUCCUAGCCAAAAUACAGCUUAUAUUUUAAGACACUGUUCAUGUACAUUUAUUCUCUAUAUACCUGAUGUGAUAUUACCAUUAUCAUGCUUAAGAUCAAACGCAAUUUGUUUGAGAAGAUAUACAUAUAUAGGCAUGAACUGCCUUUUUCAUUGCUUCACUCAACUCAUUUAUACACCAUUUUAAUGAAACAUUCAAAUAAUCAAAUCCAAGUAAUUAUAUUUUACAUUUGUUAUAUGAUAUAUAUUUUAUUAUAUUUUAUUAUAUGCAUACUGUAUAACAAACAGAUAUCACAAUUACUUCCAAAUAAUGAGUGACGAAGGUUUCCGAGUCUAUAACCGAAAAUACGUAAACAGGAAACCAUAUGUGUUCUUAUCUUCAUUAGUAAGAAUUUGUGUUUUCAAACGUGUUUAGCAAUAUUCAGACCAUGAAUGCGUACAUUUGUCAAAUUUAUUUGAAUUGUUUAAAGUUUUAGUAUGUUUUAUUUCCAUUUAAAAGCCUGAAAAGAUAGUGUUUUGAUUUCUGACGUCAUUUUCUAAUUGUCUGUUUCUUCUGUUCUAAUACAUUGUAAAACUUAUACGGUGCCGGAUAUGAUAAAGCAUAGCUACAUGUGUAUACUUGUAUUACGGAGAGGACAUUGAUAACAAGUGUCCUAUACUUUUAUAUAUUAUUUAUGUAAUAAAAAUGGUUUUAAUUUCA
Ylistrum balloti is the source of this 3535-nucleotide messenger RNA. RefSeq lists its product as uncharacterized. The record is from RefSeq and is a predicted model, not a curated record. Lineage: Eukaryota; Metazoa; Mollusca; Bivalvia; Pectinida; Pectinidae. The transcript is spliced from 3 exons. Bases 96 to 1019 code for a protein of 307 amino acids.